Messenger RNA from Pogona vitticeps (central bearded dragon), 1789 nucleotides. It is a transcript of the gene ACAT1, whose product is annotated as acetyl-CoA acetyltransferase 1. Gene Ontology annotation, molecular function: acetyl-CoA C-acetyltransferase activity. Gene Ontology annotation, cellular component: mitochondrion. Gene Ontology annotation, biological process: fatty acid beta-oxidation. The record is from RefSeq and is a predicted model, not a curated record. NCBI's taxonomy places the organism in Eukaryota, Metazoa, Chordata, Lepidosauria, Squamata, Agamidae.
CGCGUGCGGCUGGAGGUGACGGCGGCAGAGGCGCUGGCGCGUGCGCGGUUUGUGGCAGCCACUUGUCUGAGGGGAUCGCAAGGGUUUUGUGCGCUUGUCGCUGGUGCUGCAGAGGAGGCCGCGGACGGCAAGGAUGUUGGGCGGACGGCAGGUGCCGAAGACGCUUCGGGCAUUAACCAUUGUAAGCCGAGGCUAUUCAUCACAGCAGCGUGGUUUAAAUGAAGUAGUCAUUGUAAGUGCUGUCCGGACGCCCAUUGGAUCUUUCCAAGGAUCCCUUUUCUCACAUCCAGCAACUAAACUUGGUUCUUUUGCAAUUAAAGGAGCAGUAGAAAGAGCAGGUAUCCCUGCACAGGAGGUGAAAGAAGUGUACAUGGGCAAUGUCAUCCAGGCUGGGCAAGGACAAGCUCCUGCAAGACAAGCAACUCUUGGUGCAGGUUUACCGGUUUCAACUCCUUGUACUACUGUCAAUAAAGUUUGUGCUUCUGGAAUGAAAUCCAUUAUGAUGGCAGCACAGAGUCUGAUGUGUGGGAACCAGGAUGUGAUGGUGGCUGGUGGAAUGGAAAGCAUGUCAAAUGUACCCUACACAAUGGGCAGGGGAGCAACACCUUAUGGAGGAAUAAAGCUUGAAGAUCUGAUUGUGAAAGAUGGCUUGACUGAUGUUUACAACAAAAUUCAUAUGGGUAACUGUGCAGAAAAUACUGCUAAGAAACUUUCUAUAUCACGGGAAAAUCAAGAUGCCUAUGCUAUAAAAUCUUAUACGAAAAGCAAGGAAGCUUGGGACUCAGGAGUUUUUGCAAAUGAAAUUGUACCUGUUACAGUUUCUCAAAAAGGGAAACCAGACAUAGAAGUUAAAGAAGAUGAGGAGUACAAACGUGUUGACUUUACCAAAGUUCCAAAGCUGAAGGCAGUUUUUCAAAAAGAAAAUGGAACUGUAACUGCUGCUAAUGCCAGUACAUUGAAUGAUGGAGCAGCUGCUUUGGUUUUGAUGACUUCAGAAGCAGCCAAGAGAUUAAAUGCUAAGCCAUUGGCUAAAAUAGUAGCUUUUGCAGAUGCUGCUGUUGAUCCUAUUGACUUCCCAGUUGCACCAGCGUUUGCUGUUCCUAAGAUACUUAGUCAAACGGGACUGAAAAAGGAAGAUAUAAAAAUGUGGGAAAUCAAUGAAGCAUUCAGUGUUGUUGUCUUAGCCAACAUUAAAAUGCUGGAUGUUGAUCCGGAGAAGGUGAAUAUUCAUGGUGGUGCAGUCUCUUUAGGACAUCCAAUUGGGAUGUCUGGAGCAAGAAUUGUUGUUCACAUGGCUCAUGCACUAAAGCAAGGAGAAUAUGGCCUUGCUGGAAUUUGCAAUGGAGGAGGAGGAGCAUCUGCAAUAUUGAUCCAAAAGCUGUAGACUGUAACAUCAAGCCUUAAAAUUCUGACUAUCAAAAUGGCUGCAACUAUUGACUAUUGAAUUACAGUAUAGGUCCCCAGGCUCAGAAGCUGACUGCACGGGCCUGCAGGGGGAAGUGAUUAAUAUGCCAGUAUCCUGAAGUGGCUCAUUUAUUAAGCCACUUCACAAUACUAGCAGGAUUUGUUUCCAUGUGGUCAAUGUUGAUUAGAUCAUUCUUAUAAAGCCCAAGUGGGCCCCACUAGCUCACUUCCUGCUACUAGUGUAGCUGUACCCUCAGUCUAUCAUUGUUUUCAAGAAAAAUUUUUUACUGUAAACCGCUUCCCUGCAAGAAGCUUUUAUACCAUAAUGAUUACAGAACAUGUUUGUUUAACUUCCAGUCAAAGAGAAUAAAGAUUGUAUACAUUA